AUGUUGAGCCGGCUGGCGUGUUCAUUCCACGGGUGUCCUGAAACCUUCAAAUCUCAACGUGGACGGACAAAACACAUUCACACCUAUCAUAGUUCUGUUGAUGCCAUUCCCAAUCCAACCGCUGCUGACUCAAACCCUCAUUCUGACUCGGACCCCCAGGAAUUCAAUUUCAAUUCUAACCAUGACCUCAUCAAUGACAACUAUUUCAACAAUCCCAACUCUCAGCCUGAAGGCCACUCCAAUGGACGUCAAUCCCAGUACAUACCUCACCCACAUCUCCGUGGUGACCCUUGCGACCUCAAAGGCAACCCUCUUCCUCCAAACGCCCCAAAGCCUGCUCGCUAUGUAGGUCCUCAAGACAGCUGGGCACCCUUUGGUGAUCAAGCUGAAUACUUACUUGCGGACUUCUUGUUCUGCAAAGAGGAGAUGUCCGCCCCCAACAUCGAUUUUCUGAUGGAGUUAUGGGCAUUCAAAGCGGCCAAGUAUGAAGAGGACAGCCCAUUCAAAUCUCACCGCGAUGUAUAUGCCACAAUCGAUGUGAUCCGCGCAGGUGAUGUCCCUUGGCAAUGUUUCUCUGUCGCACCUCAACAUAACCUCGAUUCGGAUGUGCCCUGGUGGCAACAGACUGAAUAUCAAGUAUGGUAUCAAGAUCCUGAUGCUGUCAUCCAGGCUAUGCUGGCGAAUCCUGACUUUGCUGGGCAAUUUGAUUAUUCUCCAUAUGUUCAUUAUGACCAGUCAGGAAAACAUCGUUGGAAGGACUUCAUGUCUGGUAACUAUGCAUGGCGCAAGUCUGACACAAUAUACGAGAACGACCCAUCAACAGAAGGAUCCAUGUACGUUGGAAUCAUCCUCGGAAGCGACAAAACAACAGUAUCUGUUGCCACCGGUCAUGUCGAAUAUCAUCCGCUGUAUUUGUCGAUUGGAAAUCCACACAAUUGUGUGAGGCGAGCUCACCAUAAUGCAGUCACUCCAAUUGGCUUUCUUGCCAUUCCAAAGGCUGAUCGCAAAUACAAUAACGAUGUUCAAUUCCGAACCUUCAAGCGCCAGCUUUAUCAUUCUUCCCUGGCAGCCAUCUUCAAGUCGCUUCAAGGUCCAAUGACAAAGCCAAUUGUCUGUCGAUGCCCCGAUGGUCAUUUUCGUCGAGUGAUCUACAACUUGGCAGCUUUUAUUGCGGACUACCCUGAACAAGUCAUGCUUUCUGGUAUUGUGCAGAAUUGGUGUGCAAAGUGCACUGUGCUGCCUGAGGAUCUUGAUGGGAGCACUGCUGAGUGUCAGUCUCAAGAUUAUACUGAUGUGCUGGUUGAAACUUUCAAUUUGGACGUGUUGUGGGAUCAGUAUGGGAUAGAUGAUGAUAUUGUGCCCUUUACAAACGAUUUUCCACGUGCAGACAUCCACGAAAUGCUCUUGCCGGACCUCCUUCAUCAAGUUAUCAAAGGAUGCUUCAAGGAUCAUCUGGUGACUUGGAUGGGCGAGUGUCUGAAGGAAGUCCAUGGUGAGGCACGUGCUAAUGAUAUCAUUGACGAUAUAGAUCACCGAAUUGCUGCUACACCAUCAUUCCCAGGCCUGUGCAGGUUUCCAGAAGGCCGCUGUUUCAAACAAUGGACUGGGGACGACUCGAAGGCAUUGAUGAAGGUUUACAUCCCUGCGAUUGUGGAGUAUGUUUCUCCCCAGCUGGUUGAGUGCCUCAGUGCAUUCCUCAAUUUUUGCUACCUCGUACGACGGUCUGAACUUGGAGAAGACUCUUUGGCCAAAAUCAAACAGGCCCUACAGCAUUUUCAUGAGGCUCGCGAGAUCUUUUGUGACUCUGGGGUCCGGCCAAAUGAUUUUGCGCUGCCAUGUCAGCAUUCAAUGGUACACUAUAUCCAUCUUAUUCAAGAAUUUGGUGCUCCAAACGGCCUAUGCUCGUCAAUCACCGAGUCUCGCCAUAUCACAGCGGUGAAGAAGUCAUGGUAUGCUGCUGACAACCAGCGUCUGGACAAACUUGCAGCUGCACAUGUCGACUUUGUGGCACGAGGACUUCUACCAGCCUCACAUGCACCCCCACCCAGGUGCAGCGUUGAUGUUACUAUGGGUGAGGGUAUCAAGAAUGAUGCACCAGACAUUGAAAGAGUCCAAGGAUCAGUCAUUUUGGCACGCACACCUCAACGUGGCUAUCCUCGGACACUUGAGACCCUUGCAGUGCAUCUCCAGCAGCCCAACCUUCCCUUACUUGCUCGCGAUGAUGUCUCUGGGACCCACGGCAUGCAUCGUGAAGUGAUUCGUUGCACUCCAUUGUGGUGUCGCAAGCAUGCACGGUAUGAUUGCGUCUUUGUUGUUGAGGACCAGGAAAAGGCUGGAAUGCGAGGGAUGAUCAUCAGGCGGGUCAAACUUUUAUUUUCAUUUGUGUUUCAUAGUGUUACAUAUUCUUGCGCACUGAUUGACAGAUUUUCACGCAUGGGGAGAGGCCCAGAUUCAUUAACAGGCAUGUGGAAGGUGAAGCCUGAGGUUUCUGGGCAGCGCGGGACUCGUGUUCAGUCUGUCAAGCAUGUUGACACAAUCCUUCGAAGUGCUCAUCUCAUCCCUGUCUUUGGCAGUGGUCCCCUCCCAGAUGGUUUUCAUUUCACUUAUUCUCUUGAUGUGUUUAAUUCUUACUAUGUAAAUAAGUUUGCAGAUCAUCAUUCACAUGAAAUUGUAUUUUGA
Suillus fuscotomentosus is the source of this 2679-nucleotide messenger RNA. RefSeq lists its product as uncharacterized. Lineage: Eukaryota; Fungi; Basidiomycota; Agaricomycetes; Boletales; Suillaceae. The record is from RefSeq and is a predicted model, not a curated record. The coding region runs from base 1 to 2679 and encodes 892 amino acids. The transcript is spliced from 11 exons.